Messenger RNA from Linum trigynum, 2820 nucleotides. The record is from the annotation of a GenBank genome assembly. NCBI's taxonomy places the organism in Eukaryota, Viridiplantae, Streptophyta, Magnoliopsida, Malpighiales, Linaceae.
ACCUACGUACCAAUGGUUUGACAACCAGAAUUAGCACGCCAAUCUUCGCACAACUCACAAGUGGAAAGCAAGUAGAAGUAUGUAAAGAAAAAUUGGGUUUUCUAGUUUUUCUAUCUUCUAAGUUCUAACCAUCUCUGUGCCGGGCCUGUCUUGUGGUAAAAAUAUUUACUGUGAAAGCCCAAUAUUUAUAGGCUCAUAUGUAAUCUGUUCACUGGGCUGGGCCCCGUGAUGUGUCGGUCUUCUUGGAUCAGAAAAGUCAAAAUUCUUGUUUGCCUUGUCGAUCCUGAGAUGUGAAAACGGUACGCGCUAUCUGUGCUGCAGAUUCAAUGAUAAAGAUCUUUUGUAGAAUUAAAUAAAAAAAUCUUUUGGUUAAAGAAAAGAGAAUGAGGAGUUGAGCCGACUGCGAGCGAGCCAGUGUUCAGAGCUUUUGGAGCUCUGCGUGACUGUGAAAUUCCCCAAGCAAGUCCAAGGUUAGUCAUUUCCAGUAUUCCGCCCACCUUCCUUCAUCGCUUCGAACCCUAAUUUCCGACUCCCAAUUCCUGCUCCAUCCAGAUCUUCGCUCUGGAAAUGGUCUCCUAAUUCAUUUGCUUUUACAUGUAAUUGCUUCCGCUAGACUGUGCCCUAGGGCGGAAAUUUAUGGGUAGUUGAUUGACUGUCCGUUGUUUGUUUGGUGCUUGUGGGAAAUGGGGAGGAAGAGAAUAUAUUGAGAAUUUUGGCGCUUUUUGCUUCUUCUCUUUGCCGAUCGGUGGAAAAAUGGGGAAGGAGAGGAGUAGUGUGGAGUUUGAUUGGGUUAUACUUUUCCGUUUUCUGUUAUUCAUCUUGAAAAUUUGUGUUUCCCUUGGCAAACAUUGCAAAGUUGGUAAUGUGGAGGUGGGUUUGUCUCUCUUAACAUUAUGCUCGGAAUAGCGAUUUUGUCUUGGCUAAGAAGGUUGAACUCAGGGUCAGGGAUGCUGGAAGGAAAACUAUGAGAAUUGAUUUCAAUUUGGUGUAACUCAACCUGCUUGUUUUUUUUUAUACAUGUGUGGUGUUUAUUUGCGGUCUCAAGUUUUCUUUUCCGACCAUUGUGGUUUUAGACCUGAAAGGUGGUGUAUUUGGUUAAAUAUUUGGUGUAUUUGGUGUUUGUGAUGCUGAUUUGGUUAAAUAUUUUGGACAGGCAUUUUGCAGGCUCCAUGCAUUUCUGUUGUCUAUUACACAGCAGAGAAAGAUUGCAACUUUGGUCACAGAAUAGGUGACACGAGGCAAGGGUGUCAGUGUCGACUUGUGAAACGGGGGAAAGAAGGUGUUUGAGAUCAAUAUACUGAAAAGGGGGUUCUAAUGGAGUCCUUAUGGAAGCUUCUCUAUUUGCUGGAGCCUGCACCUGUUACCCUCAUACUGACGGCAGUAGCUGUCACAUUUGGAUCAGCGUUUCGAGCAUUAAACUACGGAAAAGAAAUGGAAAGAAAUCGUGACUUAUCAGAAGCUUCCAUCACAUUAGAUAGUUCACAAGCACUGAUGAUCCCGGUGAUGAGCUCUUGCAGCUUGCUUUUGAUGUUUUACCUGUUUUCUUCGGUUUCACAGCUGCUCACUGCAUUCACGGCCGUUGCCUCUGUUUCAUCACUCUACUUCUGUGCCUCUCCUUAUGCCGCCUAUGUGAAGUCAUAUUUUGGUCUCUCGGAUCCUUUUGUUUCACGUUGCUGUUCAAAGCCCUUCUCUCGGAUCCAGGGGUUACUCCUGACGGCUUGCAUAGUAACAGUUGUUGCAUGGCUUGUUUCUGGGCACUGGAUAUUGAACAAUCUAUUGGGAAUUUCUAUUUGCAUUGCCUUUGUCAGUCAUGUCAGGCUUCCCAACAUCAAGAUAUGUGCAAUGCUGCUAGUGUGUUUGUUUGUAUAUGACAUAUUCUGGGUGUUCUUUUCCGAGAGAUUCUUUGGUGCCAACGUCAUGGUAUCAGUGGCAACACAACAGGCUUCCAAUCCUGUUCAUACAGUUGCCAACAGUUUGAGCCUUCCAGGCUUGCAGUUGAUCACAAAGAAACUCGAGUUGCCUGUUAAAAUAAUCUUUCCGAGGAACUUGUUGGGUAGCACAUUUUAUGGAGGAACUGCUUCUGACUUCAUGAUGCUUGGACUCGGAGAUAUGGCUAUACCAGCUAUGCUUCUGGCGCUAGUCCUUUGCUUUGAUCAUAGAAAGAGCAGAGAUACAGUAUCUCUUCUGGAACUACAUUCUUCCAAGGGCCAUAAAUACAUCUGGUAUGCUCUCCCAGGAUACGCCAUUGGUCUAAUAACUGCAUUAGCAGCUGGCGUCUUGACUCAGUCUCCCCAACCUGCUCUUCUUUACCUGGUUCCUUCUACACUGGGACCUGUGGUUCUUAUCUCCUGGAUCAGGAGAGAACUAGACGAGUUAUGGGAAGGAACUGUUUCUAAUUCUACUGAUAAAGCUCGCCAAAUAGAAGCUUGAUAUCAAGCUGAACAAACCAGGCGCUUGCUGUAUGCUUCUUGCUGGGGGGAGUGAAGUUGCAAAUGAUGCAAAUUCAGUUUCAGAUUCUAUCCUUUGAAAAAACACUCAGUAUGGAAUAUGGAUAGAAGUGAAUGAAUGAAUAUUUAUGUUGUUCAAACUUUGAGCGGCCUCAUGUAAAAGACUUAAGUAGUGAUGAUUUAAGUGGAAAGGAAGCAAGAAAGGUCGAGAGCUACUCUGAGGCUUAUGAUGAAGAGUUCACUGUGUUAGUUAUCAAAAUUCUAAAUCUUGGUUAAUUGAGGCUUACUAAGUUACUAUGAUCCAUUGAGACCAUUGGAUGAUGCUCAUCAUAGCUCAUAUAAUAAUUUGUGUAAAUAAAAACAGUAUUAUGAC